AUGUCUGAGCGCGGCGCAUUCCGGGGCCGCGGCGGUGGUGGCCGUGGAGGCGAUCGAGGAGGGCGCGGAGGCGGGCGCGGUGCACAUGGCGGGGGAGCAGGCGGCCAAGCGGAGCGUCCCAAGAAGGAGAACAUCCUCGACCUCGGAAAGUACAUGGACAAGGAGCUCACCGUCAAGUUCAGUGGUGGCAGAGAAGUCAUUGGUACUUUGAAAGGUUACGACCAGCUCAUGAACCUUGUCUUGGACGAGGUCAAGGAAGCCGUAAUCGAUGAGGAAGGAAACACCCGCUAUCGCAAGCUUGGCCUGAUUGUCGCCCGUGGCACCCUACUCGUCGUCAUUUCGCCCCUUGACGGCAGUGAAGAAAUCGCGAACCCGUUUAUCCAGGAGGAAGAGUGA
Didymosphaeria variabile is the source of this 396-nucleotide messenger RNA. RefSeq names its product U6 snRNP-associated protein Lsm7 (gene lsm7). Gene Ontology annotation, molecular function: RNA binding. The transcript is spliced from 3 exons. Gene Ontology annotation, biological process: mRNA splicing, via spliceosome; nuclear-transcribed mRNA catabolic process. Gene Ontology annotation, cellular component: U12-type spliceosomal complex; spliceosomal tri-snRNP complex; U2-type prespliceosome. The record is from RefSeq and is a predicted model, not a curated record. Bases 1 to 396 code for a protein of 131 amino acids. Lineage: Eukaryota; Fungi; Ascomycota; Dothideomycetes; Pleosporales; Didymosphaeriaceae.